AUGGAAAAUCACGACCAAAGCAAUAAUAAAAACGUGUCUUUAAGUUUAUUAUCUGAAUAUAAUUCGGAUUCAGAAUCGGAAUAUACGCCAUCGAAUGAAAAUGCCGCUGAGACUGACGGAGAUUCGGAUACUGUGGAACUAAGUGAAAUGGUGUUAAAAAAUAACAUUAUAAAUGCCUGUGCUCAUGGUCCUUUACCUUCCGGUGAAAGCGAUGGAGAAGUUACAACUCACAUGAUCAUAGAUAGUUCAGAAAAUGCUGUCUCACAAUACGAUGUAACAAUGUACAGAGUUGAUGAUGAGGAUAGUGAUGACUCAGAAUCUGAUAGCUCUGAAGAAUCUAGUGAUAGUGAUGUGGAUUCAGUCAAGGACAUUGAGGGGGCCUAUAGCGGGGAUGAGUUAAGUGGAAAUCAAGCAGAGAUAUUGGUUCCUCCUAAGGUUCCAGGUGAAAUAGGUCUUGAUGAGCUCCCGCCCAUAGAAGAUCUUACCAUAAGCAUACCAGCUCAAGAAACAACUAAGAUUGGAAAGAUUUGCAGUAUCGUAGAUAGGUUAGUUGUAGUUCAAGGAUUACCUGAAACACCAGCUGUAGAUAUAGAUAGCAUAUUGUUCUUGGAAAAUGGUGCUAAACCACUUGGUCAAGUGUUUGACGUUUUUGGACCUGUAUCUCAGCCACAUUAUUGUGUAAGAUUCAACUCUGCCGAUCACAUUGCUGAACGAGGAGUAGAUGUAAAUAUGGAUGUGUUUAUAGCACCAGAUACUCCACACACCAACUACGUGAUAGUUCAGCAACUUAUGAAAGUAAAAGGCUGCGACGCAUCAUGGUUAAACGACGUCGAGACACCACCUAAUCAAGCCGAAUUUUCCGAUGACGAAGAAGAAAGGAGAGUGAGAAGAGAGAAGAAAAAAAAUAGACAAGAAAACGAAACCACAGGUGGAGAAACAUCGAAGGAUCGUAAAAUACUUGAAGCUAAACGAAAAACACCACAAUUUAGGAAUAGAAAUAGUAACUACCGAGGUCCACCAGGUCCCGUAUAUCACGGGAGAAUACCUCCCCCCCACCCGGAUAUUAAUCCGCCACCCGGGUUUACCCGGCCAAUGUUUGCUCCACCCAUGUUCGUGCGUCCAAGGAUGCGAUUUGGCCGACCACCAUUCCUUGGAGCGCCCAAUAUGAUGCCAUUUAGACAUAAUAUGCCCACUUUUGGCUCCAAUUACUGCAAUAUGCCCGGGGCGCAUCCCCAAUGGAGGCAGCCACCUCCUCCUGGGACAUAA
Pieris macdunnoughi is the source of this 1266-nucleotide messenger RNA. NCBI's taxonomy places the organism in Eukaryota, Metazoa, Arthropoda, Insecta, Lepidoptera, Pieridae. The record is from the annotation of a GenBank genome assembly.